CCUAUCUCUAUCUCCGUUCUUGAUGGGGGAUUACAUAUAUUCUUUGUUGUCGUCUCAUUUUCCGAAAUUUUUCCUAUUUCCGUUCCCAUUGAGGUGGAGUUCGGGGAUUCUUUAGAGGACGGAACAAAUUGCUAUCCCUAUCUGUUGGGUUAACCGUCUAACAUCUACUAAAUUUGAGGAUAGUGUUGGAAUUUUACUUUGCUCCACGGGCUGCCCAGGCUCCCCACACAUUUUGUAAUUAGAGGGAAAGAUUUGGUACGAGACUAGCAGACUAAAACAUCCCUAAUUCCCAAUUUGCUUUAACCUAAAUAGCGACCAGUUGGUUCAAGAGGCCUGCGCUGUAACCUAAUAAGAGAAAGGCUCACCAGCAAGAUGCAAGGUGUGACUGGUUCGAGGGGCACGCUUCGAAGUGGUAACUGGUGGUCAGGAUAAUAGAACUUUCAAGCUUAAAUUAAGGUAUUGUAGCUGGAUAAAUCUAGGUAACCCACCUAAGUGUGUUGGAGGCAGUGUUAAGUGGAUUUCUGACAUAGAUUAUGAUGAGUGUUUUGUUAAGAGUGAUAUUGAUUUGACUAAGUUAGUAUUAGAUUUGGAGGCUUGGAACUUGGUGAACUCUAUUUUGAGACCUAAGGUACUGGAGAUUUGGGUUAUUGUAAGGGUGGAUGGAGAAUAUGAGAGUGUUGAAGAAGAAUAUCAGAGUGUAGAGGAAGAAAAUGACAGUGCAGAAUAUUUAGAAGAUGAGUUAGAGAAUUUUGAAGGAAGUGCUUAUGAAAUUUAUCAAGGCCAAGUUGAUGAUCAAGAGUUCUUGAAAUAUACAGAUCCAGAAGUUGAGUACGUAGGUGAUGCAAAUCUUGAAGAGGGUCAACCUCAAAAUGUAGAACAUAGGCCUACAAACAAUGAGGUGAAUUUCUCUGAUGAUGAUGGAGGGAUUGAACAAAAUUUGGGUGAAUCUGUUAGGCCUAUUCCUCGGCUUGAUUUGCCAUCUCCUUUCUGGCUUGGUAGAUCUUUUUGAUGUGAAGAGGAUUUCAAAGAUGUAGUGAUGACAUAUGCUAUACAGUUUGGAAAAGAGCUGAAGCUUAAGAAGAAUGAUAAGAUAAGGUGUGCAGUUGUAUGUACCCAAAUUGAUUGUAAGUGGCAAGCAAUUUGUAGAAAAUAUGUUGAUGAAGCCUUGUGGAGGGUGACUGUUUUGAAUGAUGUGCAUGCUAAUUGUCCAUGAGUGAAUAAGAACAAGUUCAUAACUUCAUCAGUAGUUGCAAAGAGAUGGUAAACACAAAUUGGUGGACAUAGUAAUUGGAAGAUGAGUGAAUUUAAAGAGAAAGUGUGUAGGAAGUGGGAUCUCACCGGUAUACCCUACAGGCAUGCCAUUUUUGCUCUUUGGGUGAAAUUUAGAAAGGCUCCACUACAUGACUAUGUGGAUGCUUGCUACACAAUUGAGAAUUAUAAGAAAGCAUACUCAAGCUGCAUUCACCCUAUGGUUGGGCUUCAUGAAUGGCCACACACUGAUAGAGAGCCCUCACUACCUCCUUUGUUCACUACUAAGGUUGGCAGACCAAGAAAACUCAUGAAGAAAUCUGCAGGUGAACUAACCAAAGAUGAAAUUCAUAUAUCAAGAAGGACAAUGACUCUUCAUUACCCAAUCUACAAGCUUAUAGGUCAUAACAGUACGAGAUGUCCUCAGAGAAAAAAUAUGGCAGUAGCAAAUGGUGAAAUUGCAGCAAAUAUGGCAGCAGCACCUGCUGAAGUUCCAGUCAAUGUUGUAGCAGCACCUGAUGAAAUUCCGAUCAAUGUUGUAGCAUCACUUGAUGAAAACCUAGUCAAUGUGGCAGAAUUAAAAUCACUUCCAGCAAAAGAUACACAAGAUGUAGGACUACAUGGAAUACAAGGUGAAGGAAUGAAAAUUACUUCCCAUGUAGUGAAGAUAAAUUUUGGCCGACCUCUAAAACGAAGAAAAACCAUAGCUCAUGCUAGCAAAGGCAAACAAGUUGAUGAAUAUGCUCCUCCAUCCAAUGCAAAAACACAUAAGUCAUUGGGAAUGACCAAAACAAACACUGCUAAGGGCCGGAAGUACAUGAUGAGAUCUAGUACGAUGCUUAGGUCCAAAUACUGUUUAAAUGAAAAAACCCCAAUUGAUAUAGAUUAGGUUGUCUAUUUUAAGUGCUAUUAGAUGUAUGGAUACAAGUCUUUUGGAAACAAUUAUGAUAUAUGGAUGAUAGUCUUUUGGAAACUUUUUUUACCAA
Molecule: messenger RNA, 2234 nt
Organism: Ipomoea nil (Japanese morning glory)
Lineage: Eukaryota; Viridiplantae; Streptophyta; Magnoliopsida; Solanales; Convolvulaceae
Exons: 6
Coding region: 1295-2137 (280 amino acids)
Source: RefSeq, a predicted model, not a curated record